GUGCUGGCGUAGCUCGCAGGCCGAACGACACAAAAGCGCGUCGCCGCGUUUUUUUCUCACUAAAGUGCAGCAGAAAUGAUUUAUGGCGAAACUAUUUGCGAGCCGCUGCCGCGCGGAGCAACACAAAAUGGCCGCCGCUGGUGUGCGCUGAUCACCGCGUUGGCGACGGCGUUGCUCGUAAUGCGGUGUUUUUCUCGUACCGCCGGACGCCUUCUGUCGUGACGCGAUGCGCUCGCCCUAACGCGAACAUGAGGAAGAUCCUCCUGAAGCCCGUCGAAGGCGGGCAAAAGUCGGUGGAGCUUAAAAUCGGCAAAACCAUCAUCGGCCGGGGCCCUCUUCUAGAAUGCAGCGACAAGAAGGUGUCCAGAAACCAUGCAGUUCUGGAAGUCACCGAAGAUGGCGAAGUCUUUCUCACGCCUACCCAUGUCAACCCCUGUUUCUACCAAGUGCAAGGCAAGGGGCCGUCGAAAGUGAUGAAGAAAGACAAGCAGCAGUUGCUGCAGUCUGGCGAUUCCAUAGCGCUUCUGCCAAACAGCUAUAAAUACAUCGUGGAAAUCAUCAGCUCAUCAUCAACCUCAUCAAUAUCGGCAGACCUAAAAGAAUCCAGGCCUGCAGACGAUGGCGACAACAAGGACAGCAUUGCCGAGAAGCCUGCCACAGCAGUCAUCCCUUCUGAGGAAGCACGGAAAAAUGGCAGCGCCGAAGAGAUUCACUGCUCAGAGGCGACGACGGUCGUCACAAAGGCGGAAAACGGGGAGCGGGGAAGCUCGAAAGAGGCCAGUCCUGAGGCGGUCUCCAAGGUGACCCCGGCAGCGAGGAAGGCUGCUGGUGCACCUGCAAACAAGGGUGGUGAUGACAAUGAGAGCAAGUCGUCGACGGGCGGCACGCGGACACUACCACGCUGGCUGCUAGACAGUGCGGCAAAAUCGGCUACAACUGCGGAGAAUGCGAAAGCCAAGGUCUCUAGUGCACAGAAGGACAAGAAGACCACGGCUGAGUCGGCAACUGCGAGAAAGGCUGGGCGGGCAACGGAGAAGGAGCCGGCCAUGAAAGCCCGUGGAAGGCAAGCGAAGGAAUCCGAGAGUGAGGAUGAACUGGACCAGAAGUCUGAAGAUGAGGACGAAGAGGAGGAAGAAGUGUCUGAAGAAGAGUACAAGCCCAAGAGGAAGAAGCCGGAGCAGGCGGAGCGUCGCCCCGUCGCGGGUUCCUGCAGCAACAGGAAGGGCGGACGCUCUUCGAGGCAAAACCGUGGACUCCUGCAAAAAAUCUCGCUAGACGAUUUCAUCGCGAGCGACGACGACGAGUGGGACAACAGCUCGGAUGAGUGGAAGCCAAAGAAGCGACGAAAACAGGUGGAUGAUUCUGGCAGCGACUGGGAGGAAGAGAAUCGCCGGACCAAGAAGGUGACGCGCUACGCGGCCUCAGACAGUGACUCCGCCAGUGAUUGGGAGCGUGCAAGCCGCCGGAAGAAGCCUGCCACGAGAACGCGAAACAGGCGGAAGAGAUCAUCGUCGGGAAGCGGCAGUUCUGAGGCGAGUGAAAAGGCUCCCGUCAGGAGAGGCCAGAGGGGACAGCCAACUAAGCGGCCCAGCUGCAAGUACGGAAAAAAAUGCUUCAGAAAAAGUUCCCAGCACAUGAAGCAGUUCAGUCACCCUAAGGAUUCUGACUACGAAGGUUCCUCAGGAGACGAAGAUGAGGAGGAGGAAGAGACCAAGGACAACGCCGACGGAAGUGACGCCGAGAGCAGUAGCGACCGUGGCAAGAAACAAACCAAGCGACCGUUGGCCACUGCCGCAAGCAAAAAACGUGCCAAGCCUCGAGUUGAAGAGAGUGAGGAUGAAGAGGAGGACGGGAGCGGGGACGAGGAUGACAGACCCAUGUGCCGAUACGGAAAAGAGUGCUUCAGGAAAAAUGCCCAGCACUUGAAGAACUUCAAGCACCCCCCAGCAGCCAGUAAAAAGAAAGAACCUGCGAAACGGACCAGCAAGAAAGCAGCUAAGGCCCGAGGGAAAGCCAAGGGCUCCUCCGAAGACGAAGCGGAGGCAAGGUCGGGGGACGAGUACGAAUGGAAGGACGAUGAAGAGGAUGACGACAAGGCCAAAAAAACCAACGAAGAAGACAGCAGCAGUGAACAAAAGAAGGCAACGCCUGCCAAGCGGAAACGUGCUGCCGAGCGCAAGGCCGCUGCCAUGUCUGAUGACGAGGACUGAGGGCAUCGCGGAUACGCUGUUGUGUGUGUGGUGUGCCCUUGUGUGUUGCUACACGGUGUUCUCUUGCAGUGGCUUUUUCUUUUUUAACGGCCCACUUCGAGUCCUGCGAUAGUCGUGCUUCUUCAGUGGUGGUGUUACGUGCUCCCAAUGUCUGCCUGCCCGCCCAUCUACCUGCCUGCCUACCUGGUCUGGUGCACUGGAACUCAUCGAAGUACGUUUUUCGUAAUGUUCGGACCAAGGAAGUGACGCCAAAGUGGUCGAUGAACACAUGCUUCGAAAGGAAAGAAGAAAUGAUGCAAGCAUUUCAAGCGGUAAUUUUUUUGUUUUCAUUUAUCAUUUUCACGUUCUUGCCUGUAUCAUAGCUCACCAUUUCUUAUCCUUUUCUUUUUUAAAUGCUUUAAGUUAAUAUGUGACUAGUUUUUUUUUUUUCCACUAUAAUGCUUUCACUAUAAUGCAUUUAUAAGUGCAAAUAAAUAAAAGCUUAAUAAAAUUGAGAAAGCUGUCACGACUGUUCAAGGAUUGCUCAUAGUCAGCUAAGAAUGGAACCACUGUGUCGCUGUCUGCCAGGGUGGUUGUAGAUAAUGACGGUAACACUGCGGUGCUCUUCUCUGAGCAAGCCUUAGUUUUAUAUUAAGCCAGUGGAAUACAAACAUCUCCAUGCAUGCAGUCAAAAAUAACUCGACAAGGAGGCCUUAUUGGUCUUUUUAAAUAAAACUUCACAGUUGAGGAAUGGACCAUAAACUUUCGCAACCGAGGAUGGUGUGCGUCGCACGACAUGUCUAAAUGUUGCUCUAGGCAAAGCUUAUCGGCCAAUGUGCCGAUUACAUGUCAUAAUUUUGUGUCUGUGCCAGGACGAAGUCGCAAACAGCAGUGUGGGUGAUGGCAUUAUGUAGCACCAUGCUCAGGAAAACUGUGUGGGGGCCGAGUACACCCCGUGGCCGUGUAAUAAUUUCUGGCGGCUUAUACAUUAUCGUGAAGAUGAAUUCUGCCUACUAAGUGUCAUAUCUUUAAAACCCUGCCAAGCAGUCUUGUAAGACAGGUGCCCCACUUAGUACUGGUCUGCACACUGUCAUCAUAGGUGCGGCAGUGUGACAUUGUGUGACAGUGGUUUUCGCACAUUGUAACUGCGGUGUGACAUUGUGAUACUAUGUGCACAGUGACGUUGUACCACAGUGAUUAUGGUGCACCGUAAUACUGGUCUGCACACUGUCAGUACAGUGCAGCAGUGUGACAUUGUUUUUUGCACACUGUUGCUGUGGUGUGACAUUGCAACUCUAUGAUGUGACAGCGAGGUUUCCACCUACUCUCACUAUGGUGCAACAGUGUUUGACGCUGGUUUGCAUCCUGUGACAGUGAGUGGAUGUGGUUUGCACACAGCGUCACUAUGGUGCCAGCGUGACACCAUGGUUUGACAAACUGUUUUUCACAGACUGUCGCUCCCGCUGCGCCUAACGUUCACAUUUUAAAGCGACAGCUUUCGUAUGUGCACCAUUCUGUCUUAAAGACCCUCUGGUAAGCCUUGCUUCAUGUCCAGGUUAUGCGUUCACAUUGUAAUUUCAUAAUCAAUGGAUCUUCAUAGGCUAUCGAAUUUGACAAGUAUUGGAAUUUUGUAGAACUGCCCUGUCUGACGUGUUGAUUCAUUUGGGUUUCAUUCUUGACUGACUGUCACAGCUGUCUGUCAUGUUGCACUCAUUCAAGCACCAACUUGGUGACAAAAAAAAAUACAGUCUAAUGCGCACGUUGUAGUGACAGACUUGUACUUAGGUACCGUGUACUGAAGCAUGUAUUAGUGCCAGAAGUGAGCAUUCUACACAGUAGUGCAACUCCCGAAAAGGUCACGCUGUCCACACCGUGGAAGGAAUAACCUUUUAACACUCUUCGUCAGUGUGAGUGAUGUAAAUAAGUCAUGUGGUAAUGCAUAAGCUUGUUCAUGAAGAAGGCAUAUCGAAAUAUUUUUAUUUAUUCUUUUAAAGUUUCGGAGGCUCAUUCUUUUUGAUCCUUGGGCUGACCUGCAGUUUCUUUCCCCAUGAUAUAGAUUUUUUUUUGUAGGGGUGAGGAGGUGACGUGGAAAUCUUUUUAAAAGAAAUGAGCGUGUGUAACUAUGAGAAAAAUUUUGAGCAACUGCCAAGACCUCGACUGCACUACCCUUUUACCACUGCUAUCUUGAAGUGUCUGUAAAUGUCUCGUGUACGUAAAAAAGUGGGGGCAUUCUGAAAAUGGAGAAACAAAUUAUCGGUUAAUUGGGGCCGAUUGUUGUUAUUACCCAGCACAGCUUUGGACAACGUAAUCCAUAACAUGUGACCCUUCGGGGUAAAAGGCAGAUUGUCCAAGUCUUUAAAAAGUCAUAUCAGCAUUGAUCGUGUCAUUGCCAAUCUGUAAUAUUUCACCAACGUUCUGUUUGUCUUCAAAUUGAAAGUACCUGCUCUUGGUUUAGAGUGAAUGCAUUGCUAGGAGCCGACAUUGGUCAUCAGAUUUACCCCGUCUUCAUGCCGCCUCGUUCACUUGCGGGGAGCUCGAACGACCUGACAGUUUGCACUAGUGUACCACCUCUGUGUCAUUCUCAUCUAUCUAGUUGGGAAGCACAGUGUUUCCUACAGUAACUACUAGAGACAUCUAGUGCUAAUGUGAGCAGGAUCUUUAAAUGAUGUGCUUCAGACCAGAAUGUGAACGAUGGGCAACACACAGAUUUAACUAUAUUUAGUACUUUCAGUGUGGUUUUUCUGGCCAGUUGGUUUGAAACAUUUUAAGGACUCUGCACUUAAUUACUCCUGCAAGAGUGGUGACUGAGUUGAACGUUAGCACUUGUGUUGUUUCUCCUUCUUGUUCGUCUUUUUUGAUGCUACGACCCCUUCAGAUUUAUUCUCCUUGCUUUGUACGACACUUUUACUUUGAAAACCUCCAAUUAACAAUGAAGUAUUGCAUUGUCAAUGCAACAAUUGGCAAUGAAUAUGUGUGUGCACAGGUGCAUAUCGUCUUGGUGCGGUUCGAAAAAUCUGAUCGCCAUUGUUGCCUCCAUUACUGGUGCCUAGAUUUAGUAGCAUCUAUAAUGAUCUAAGUGCCAGAUGUUGUGUUUCGGUAUGAAGCUUUUUUUUUUUUUACUAGCAUGGGAUGUUUUAGUGUUUUCAAGUGCGUAAAAGAGUAGAUAUGCCUUCUAAACAUUUAAUUGCAAUCACUCUCUUCCAUUAGCUCAGGACAAGUGUGCCACAGUAUUUUCAUGAAGCUAUGGCUUGAUGUACUGCAGUCGUAGAACAAAGGAAGUGUCUCUUGGCAUUUGGUAGUAGUCCCAUUUUAUAAUAGGACCUUAAAAUGCUCACUAAAGCUGUCUUGCACUUCGGUGGGAACGGCGUCUGAAGUCGGUUUUUAAAACAUAGUGCGGCUGCAUUGGCUUUUUAUCCACACUGCUCUUCCGGGCACGCAGGCUUGGUGUCGAAUCGGUCAGAUAACACAAGAGAAACGCAGCAAUAGCUUUAGUUUUUAGCGCCAAUAACCUUAUUACAUGGAACGAAUAUUAGUCGUGAAAGUGGCCUCUCAGUUUUUCCCGCCUCUCCUGUAAGAAGAAAAGGCAGCAUGUGCUUACUCUUCAGUGUUGAGAAACAUGAAUGGAAAUGCAUUGUCAGGCCGAACAACAUUGCAAGUAAUGCCAAAAACUAUACUCGAGACAGUCAAAUGCCAUAAUGCAUUAGCAUUGCAAACCAUGUCAAGAGAUGUAGGGCAAUGCUUUAUCUUUCAAUGCUUAUCUUUCAGCUGAUGCUGGAAAACAGUGAUAAUAAAUAAAACCACCAGGACAUUUGAAGCCAUGCACACAAAGGCUAGACAAAUCGGUGUAUUACCCAUCGUUCCCAUGGUAGCUGAAUGGUCAGUGCCAAAGUUGCCUCUGGUAAUUACUCUUGGAAAUCUUAGGGACUAUGGCACUCUUUAUCUCUUUGUAGCAUGUUUCAGUGUUUAUGAAAUUUAUAAUGAAGGAAUGUUUUACGGACCACGUACUUCAUUUUUUUUUCUCUCAUGUGUGUGUAUAUAUAUAUAUGUACUAUGUGAGUAACGAGCAAAUUCGGACUGCUGUCCCUGUGCAAUUCUGUCAGAGGUGGUAGAUUUCAAUUCAAUACAAAGAGUGUCUUGGAAUAUUGAAUGCGACUACAAUAACUGAAAAGAGUGUAUUUAUGUACGCCUGUUGGCACACAAACAAAGAAGACAAAGUCUAUGCAGUCGACAAAGUCUUGCAGGAUGACUACACAUAGGCACGUAACAUUAAUCAGUGCUAAAAGAUUUCAAUACUGCUACUUGCCAAGCCUGUAGCGUAUUCAAAAUCAGCCUACUGGUGUAGGCUGUAAGUAUGCUACAUUUUCAGCUCCUGUGUUGUCACAGAGCUGUGAAAUCGAACAUGUACUCAUUAACAGAGACCACUGACUUGCAACCUUCUAGGUAGUCUCUAACUAGUGUUUUGCCAGACGUGGAUCACUUCACAUGUUAACAAAAGACGCUUGACAAUAAAAAUGUGACGUGACGUUAGUAUAAUGCUUUAUUUUUCUUCCUGGCGAACUCCCUGACCUUUUUUUAAUGGAUUGGUUUGCAGUUAAAAAAUGUGGUGCGUGCAUUGCACUUUGUGGAUAACGAAUUCAAAAUAUGCAUACCUGUCUUGCUUCUUGCAUGCUAAUGCAAUGUUAGUGGCAAUCACUGCAAAGUAAUUCCUCUUGAUUGUGGUCCAGCAUGCUAUCAUUGUCAUUUUUGCUAUGCAUCAUUUACUCUAUUGAUAUGGUAGCUUGCAAUGAAGUGUUUAGGUAUUUUUUAAAGACCACAUAUCUUUCUCUGCAAUUUUUAAAUUUCUUGCUGUCAUCUAUGUGCCCGUACUUUCUGGCAUCAAAGACAAUGCAGAUUGUUUAUAAGGAUGCAGCGCAGCAGUGCUGUUGUAGAAGAUGUUUUAUUGAACCAUGGGUUAUGUUGAAGUGUAGAGGGGUUGAUGAGGAUGUGACAAUGAAGAAAGAAAACCUGGGCAACUUCAUCGAAUGAUUGGAACGUGUUGCUUGUAACAGGAAUACAAUUCUUGAAAUACUUUAGCUUGUGGUUCGUAUCGAACUCGUCUGACGGCCAUCUUGAAGCACAUUCAUAGCAUGUUUUGGGGGUACGACACUGUUCAUUGUAACAGCUUCGCACAUCAUGGUCACUAUUGAAGCCUGGUUAGGGUAUUAGAAUACCUGCUGUAUAAACUUCGAUAGCCCUGGUUUCUUGAUGGGCUACGUCAGGAGCAGUGUGAAAGGAAACACCUGAUUAGCAUUCAGCGCUUUUGUUCCCCUUGAAUCCAUGGCAGUGCCACGGCACAGAUUCCUUGUCACAAUAACAUUUUCGCAAGCAGUGGAAAGUGACAUUAAAACCUGCUUGACUGUAGGAAUCUUUCGAGCUUGGAUUUGCUGUUUUCAUGUGUAAUGUGUUGGUGCGAAGUGUACAUACUGCCAUGUGCAGUUCUUGGAGGUGCACAACCCCUGGCUUGAGACAACCGUUAUCUGUGGACUUGUUUAAAUGGAGUGUUUGCUUGAAUGCCCAGUUUAAGUGUCUCUGUAGUUCUUGCUGCAAAGUAAUGUGUCACCUCCCUCAUUUUCUAUUGCUUAUCGAUUAUGAGGGGUGCUUUCUGUGGCACUUGAGCUGUUUGUGAUUGCUUUUCUUUCCGGUUCUCCCGAUGUUGGACACUCACCUGUAGCUAAUGUACCGGCAGUAUUGGCCUGCUGUGACGACCAAGUGAUGUGCGCUGUAUGUGUUUUUUUUUGGCACCGACAAAAAAACUUGGUAGCAACUCCCGGUACUCCCCGCAAUUCGUAGUUGAAUCUUCAUUCUAUAUACAUAGAGAGGGCAUGUUCAAAUGCCACUUAGCACUUAUGCAAAUUGUGUGGGUGCGUGUGUGUGUGUGUGUGUGUGUGCGCGUGUGUGUGCGUGCGUGUGUCAUGCAUUUGUGAGAUGCUGCAGUUCCCGGGACAAUUGGCGGUGUUCAUGUAUAGUGCAACUCAUACCCCACAUGCAUGUCUGCUUUGUGAGGAUGAUCGAAGCAAGUGCAUUGCUACCGUAAGCUCGCGUGUGUGUCUCUUGGGCGGCACGUGCAGUGGUAUGGAAUAAAGAUAUUUCUGCAUCCAAA
Molecule: messenger RNA, 8328 nt
Organism: Rhipicephalus microplus (southern cattle tick)
Lineage: Eukaryota; Metazoa; Arthropoda; Arachnida; Ixodida; Ixodidae
Biological process (GO): double-strand break repair
Cellular component (GO): site of double-strand break; nucleus
Molecular function (GO): DNA-(apurinic or apyrimidinic site) endonuclease activity; protein binding; 3'-5' exonuclease activity
Source: RefSeq, a predicted model, not a curated record